Messenger RNA from Suncus etruscus (white-toothed pygmy shrew), 1256 nucleotides. It is a transcript of the gene TSPAN31, whose product is annotated as tetraspanin 31. The record is from RefSeq and is a predicted model, not a curated record. The coding region runs from base 161 to 784 and encodes 207 amino acids. The transcript is spliced from 6 exons. Gene Ontology annotation, cellular component: membrane. NCBI's taxonomy places the organism in Eukaryota, Metazoa, Chordata, Mammalia, Eulipotyphla, Soricidae.
GAGGCGAGGGUGGGCCGGUGCAGGCGCAGUGCCUCGGGUUGGGCGAAAGGGAUUUAAAGAAACAGAAGCUGUUGGGGUUCGAGCAGGCCGCGCCCGAGACCCUCCCCCAGCCCCCAAGUCCUUGGGACCGUUCGGGUCCCCCCCACCCGCAGCUGGGGAGAUGGUUUGCGGCGACUUUGCCUGUUCCAAGAACGCGCUGUGCGCGCUCAACGUGGUCUACAUGUUGGUAGGCUUCUUGCUUAUUGGAGUGGCUGCCUGGGGGACCGGCCUGGGCCUGGUGUCCAGCAUUCGGAUCAUCGGAGGAGUUAUUGCAGUGGGAGUCUUCCUUCUCCUCAUUGCCGUGGCCGGACUGGUGGGUGCUGUCAACCACCACCAAGUUCUGCUGUUCUUUUACAUGAUCAUCCUUGGUUUGGUCUUCAUUUCCCAGUUUGUAAUUUCUUGUUACUGCCUGGCUAUGAGCCGAAGCCAACAGACAGAUGUCAUCAGUGCUUCUUGGUGGGUCAUGAGCAAUAAAACCCGGCACGAAAUGGAAAGAAAUAUUGAUUGCUGCGGCUUGUUCAACCAUACAACCCUGAAUCAAGAUUAUACUUGUGCUGCAAUUUGCAUGAAGACGAAUACCUGCCUGUUGUGUGGAGAAAAGAUUCUUAAGCAUUCAGAUGAAGCUCUCAAAAUCCUGGGAGGUGUUGGUCUCUUCUUUAGCUUUACAGAGAUUCUUGGUGUUUGGUUAGCAAUGAGAUUCCGGAAUCAGAAAGACCCGCGAGCUAACCCUAGUGCCUUCCUAUGAGACUCUGGAUUCUUCUGGCAUAGUUCCUGCUCAACCUAAGCAUUUUCUUCUGCCCCUAAAGAAAACCUAGGGUGUAUUGAACCCUUUUUUGUUUGAGAAAAAGGAAAGGCCUUUCCCCACCUCUCCUAAUGGUGGCUGAGAUAAGACACCCCAGUCAAGUGUCUUAGCUAGGCUUUAUGCCUUGAAAUGUUUUAGUGGAAGCAAGAACAAAUUUUUUUCCUCUCUCCCCGGAUGGAUUUGAGGGUGAUCCUGGGAGUGCAUGAAAUGUUAUGGAGAUUGUUCUCAUUCCUGGCUUGGUUUCUCUUUUUUCCAUUCCACAUGCUGGGCCACCUCAACACGUCUUGGCCUGGCUCCAAAGGUAAAUCAGAUCCAGAGUCACGAAAGAAACCUACCAAGAAUUUUUUUCUUGUAACAAAGGUCCUGUUUGGGGGGGGGAUUCAGUAAUGUAAAAAUAAAAGCCAUUUUAACUCCA